UCAACGAACUACAACCGGGGAGGAUCGUGCAGUUCAUAGUUCGUAGUUCGUGCAGUAAGCUCUCCACUGAAUCAUGACCUCAAUGAAUUUGCGUCAACAGAAAUUGGAGCAGCAGCGACAGCUGCUGGAACAGAAGAUGCGCCAAAAGAGACAAACCCCUGGUAUGAUCCAAGCAUCAGACGCAAAAGGAAAAGUCAUGCGACCAAUAUCUGGUAGUAGAGGGAGAGAACUUCGAGGAUACGAUGGACCAUUACAGUUCUCUAUGAUGCACGGAAGUCCUGACUCUAGCGACAUAAUUGUUCCCAAACGGAGUAUCUCCAUGGAUUACGAUCUAUUGGAAGAAUCAACUAUGAGGGUGGGAGACCCAAUCCUAGGCGCCCAAUCGAUUUCCCAAGAGCUCGAUCUUGAAGAUGAAGAAUCCACACCAAUUGGAUAUAUUAGCCAGGCUAGUGACAGCACAGACAAUGUUAAUUCACUCGUCUCACCUGAGAUGAAUGCCUCCUCUAAAAGCUCAGAUUGUAUUGAAGCGGAAGGCGACAUCGUCGGGAACUUGGAUACAUUUGUUCUAGAACCUGCAUGCCAAAAAGUUCAUUACAAAUGUCGGAUUACCAGGGAUCGCAAAGGAGUUGAUGGAGGAUUUUAUCCUGUUUAUUAUUUACAUCUAGAGAGAGACUAUGGCAAAAAGAUAUUCCUUCUUGCCGGUCGCAAGAGGAAAAAAAGUGCCACCUCAAACUACCUAAUAUCAACGGACCCAACAGAUCUUUCGAGAGGAGGAGAAUCUUACAUCGGUAAACUUAGGUCAAAUCUGUUGGGAACUCAAUUCACAGUCUACGAUAAUGGUCAUUCACCCAAGAAACCGUAUUCAAAAGAUGAUAGGGAUCAAGUCUAUCCCCGCCAAGAACUAGCUGCAGUUUGCUAUGACACAAAUGUUUUAGGCUUCAAAGGACCUCGUAAGAUGACUGUUAUUAUUCCUGGCAUGACGCAGGACCAUCAGAGAAUUCAGAUAACACCCGAGGACAACUCUGAAACCUUACUAGAAUGUUGGCGCACUAAAAACAUGGAUGACUUAAUCGAGUUACACAACAAAACGCCGUCAUGGAAUGACGAUACACAGUCAUAUGUCCUGAAUUUUCACGGCAGAGUGACACAAGCAUCUGUAAAGAACUUUCAAAUUGUGCACGAUAGUGAUGUUGAUUAUAUAAUAAUGCAAUUUGGGCGCGUCUCGGAGGACGUUUUUACCAUGGAUUACCGCUACCCUCUCUGCGCUCUUCAAGCUUUUGCUAUUGCUCUAAGCAGUUUUGAUGGGAAAUUAGCUUGCGACUAAUGAGCUCGUCAGUCGAUAAAGAUAUUUUGGUUGUUCCAAGACUCACGAAACGAUUCGACAUUUACCCAGUAAUUUUAUCAUCGACAUUAGAUGUUCCUUCUGCCUCUUCCGGAAAGGACUCAAGGAUUUUUAUUAUUCUUUGCAUUUUUUUUUCUUAAUUUCUCAGCAGUUGCAGUAUUACGUUUUGUACUUACUCAAUUUACAUUCUAGUCACUUUACAGUAAUCGAAAAAUUUAAUGCUGUAAGAUGCUCAAGAUUCACGAAUCUACCACAUAUAAGUUAUUUAAAUCUGGUCCGAAUCGAUACUAUAAUUAAGUGCUGUACUUUAUGAAAUCACAAUCUAAUCCAAAAGUUAAAAAGUUUGAACACAUCAGGAACAUAUUUCAUUGAGUUUCUGCUUCAUGGUUGCACGAACAUACAUCACUUCAACUUUUGAAAUUAACUACAACGUAAGUUUCAGGUCUUAGCUGAGAGUUUCUACUUGGCUUUUUCAGCAAUUCAGCAGUAUCUCAACUGCCUUUUGAACAGAAUUUUAAAAACUUGAAAAUGCUCAUCAAAAGAUUUUUCGUUUUCAAAAAGUUCAAGUAAGUGCUCUCUAUCAUGUGAUACAAAUUUUAGUAUAUUUUCCAAAGGCAAAUGCACUAUUUUUAAAGUUAAAUUUCUAUGCGGGUCUGAAACGAAAUUGAAUCGUGAAUUAUCUCAGAUGUGUCGAGUUAAAUGCAGGGCACUUGCUCUUAAAAUUAUUUUUAUUUUUUAUCCUAUUGAAAGAUUAAAUUUCAAUGGCUUUCAUCCUGCAACUUAACUCAAAAAAAACCAAUUAUAUAUUUUAGAUUCAACACAAAAAAAUAUUCUCUGAAGUAUCUCCUGUUUUAAAAAAAACACAAGGAAAAGCCCAAAUUUUUAGUGAAUAUUAUGUCGCUUUAUCUUUAAUUUUUUUAUAAUUUUUCUUUUCCAAAGAGAGGAGCCACUGAAAAUAUUUUCUAGUUUCAUUACUAUGCUCUACUCCACAAAUUUGGACACAUUUUACACAACUAGGUAUUUUAUCAAGAAUUAUUUGCCACUCCGAAUCGAAAAAAGACAACUUUUUGUCUAUUCUCCGAUUUGUUUUAAUUGUUAUUUUGUUUUAAUUUUGACCUAUAAUGAGCAUAUCUGCUUUCUUGUCUCCUAAUU
Bemisia tabaci is the source of this 2494-nucleotide messenger RNA. RefSeq names its product Tub domain-containing protein ktub (gene ktub). Gene Ontology annotation, cellular component: cilium. Lineage: Eukaryota; Metazoa; Arthropoda; Insecta; Hemiptera; Aleyrodidae. Gene Ontology annotation, biological process: protein localization to cilium. The record is from RefSeq and is a predicted model, not a curated record.